AACGGCAUGUGUGGUCUAAAGGAGAAGCUCGCGAAGAUGCAAGAGAGGGAACGCUCCCAUAAGUUUUUGAUGGGCUUGAAUGAUGCCCGGUAUGUGGUUCUGCGGUCGAAUCCACUGGCACAUGAACCUGUACCAUAUGUGGGAAGAAUGUACAAUAUUCUUGUUUAUGGUGAAACCUCAGAUGAAGGUGGAUUGAGUAGUUCCACCUCGAUCGAUUACUUUGAAAAUGAUGAAGAGAUGCCAGUGGAAGAGCAGCUGGACCAUUCCACAAGGAAUGGUAGAUCAGAGAAAAGUGGAGAAGCAGGCAUGCUACAGGCAGUCGACCUGGUGGACCAUCCUGAUGUCCACAGUCGACCGAGAGAGCAGAAGUUGCAACUUAGUUCUUCGAGCUCGUCCAAUGAUGUGUAUACGGACCUAUAUACUGCACCUAACGUGAGGAAAAUCGACAGGGCCGGUUUCGUGGUUCAUUCCAUAGUAACCAUGGAGAAGGACGAAGUAAUGGCAGCAGAGGGCAGAAGCAAUAGUGAUGGAGCCAUGAUGAGAGCUUUAUUCCAAUGCCAAGGCCAAAAAACCCUCCAAACCGCCAUUCUCGCCGUGGAAAUUCUCCUCCUCCCGCCGGGCCUCGUCUCCACCUUCCUCAUGCUCCGGCGGGCCGCCGCCCACCUCCGCCUCCUCCUCCCCGGCGGCGAGCACUGGGCUCGCCGGGUCAGGCUGUCGCCGUCGCCGCCGCCGCUCUUCAUGUGCGUCUUCGUCAACUCCAUUGUCAUCCUCAUCUUGCUCACCUCUUCCAAACUCCACCGCCGCCGCCGGAAAAAUGACAGCCUCUUCGACCUUUUCUCUUACGAUGCCGGCGACCCGGCGGCGGUUGGCCUCCCGUCGGGAACUGUGUCGUCACCUCCCGCGGCGGCUCUAACUGUUACACUUGAUUAUCAAGACCACAACGACAACAAUGGAAGGAGCUUAUUAAGGGACGAUGAAGAUCACAUAACAAAGGAGAACCUCAACGAGCCCUGCCGCGACACAAUCGAGGCGACAUGGGCGGCGAUCCACUGCGGCGGUGGCGGAGACAACAAAUUCAAGAAAAGCGGGACGUGGCCGAAACCGCCCCCGCAGCCUCAGACAGCAGAACAUGACACAUUUAAUGCCCUUCCGCCGUCUGUAGCGGCGGCGGCAGCAAAAUCACCAACGUCUGUGGUGCCGGCGACAAAAUCACCGUCACCAAUGGCGGUGGCGAAAAAUUCGCCGCAGCCAUCUGUGGCGGCAGUUGGUGUAAAGUCGCCGCCAUCUGUGGUGACGGCGACGGCAAAGUCGCUGCCAUCUGUGGCGACGGCGAUGGCAAAGUCACUGCCAUCUGUGGCGGCGGCUGGUGUAAAGUCGCCGCCAUAUGUGGCUGCGGCGACGGCAAAGUCGCUGCCAUCUGUGGUGGCAGCGGCAAAGUCACCGACAUCCGUGGCGGCAAGAAAGGAGAAAGAAUUGAGAAAAUCGACGACAUUUACGGAUGCCGUGCCGGCGACGUCCCGGCGAGGCGGGGACGGCGGCGGGGUGCGGGGCCCGGAGGAGCUGGACAAGAGGUUCGAAGAGUUCAUACGCAACUUCAAUCAUGAGUUGAGGCUGGAAAGGCAAGACUCGGAGGAGCGGUUUUGGGAGAGAAUAAAGCGCGGACUUAAUUAAUUAAUUACUACACUAUUAAGAGUGUUUUUUGAUAUUAUAUGUUCAUAUUAUUAAUAUUGUAACUUCUACAAUGCAAUAAAAACAUUAAACUUCU
Cuscuta campestris is the source of this 1765-nucleotide messenger RNA. Lineage: Eukaryota; Viridiplantae; Streptophyta; Magnoliopsida; Solanales; Convolvulaceae. The record is from the annotation of a GenBank genome assembly.